UGAGUGCAGUGAAGAUAAACUGGUAGGCUUGUGAAAGAGGCAAAGGAGGAAGAAGGUUGAUAAAAAUAAGAUCAGAGCCAUCUAGAGGAUGAAGACGUGUGCUGCUGCUGUUGUACUGCUGAGUCUUUUCUCACUGGGACUCUCAGCUCCUCAAACCAGCUGUGAGGGUCUGGUGAAUCCAAUAACUAUCAGCAAAGAGGAAAUGUUGGGGAGAUGGGUGUACAAUGGGGGGAGCUCUGACAUCCCAGGGAGUCGCUCCCUGGCCCGCCUGAUGACAAGUGUUUGGUUGGACAUCACUCCGACUUCCCAGGAAAACGUCCUCAAUAUCCUCCAGACACAGAAAAUAUACAUCGCCUGUUCGAGCCUAACAUACAACAUGACUUUUGAAAACAGCAUAAUGUUGAUGGAGCAACCUUUCUACCUCAAGGAAGUCUACCUGCCGACUGAAUGUCCCGGCUGUCUGCUUGCCUAUGAAGAAAUUAUCUCUGGAAACGAUAAUUUCAAAAGUCUCCUUCUUUUCAGCGGAAACAACAGUGUCCCACCUGCUGCUGUAGAAAUGCUGAAAAGACAAGCAGUGUGCCUCCAGAUGCCUUCACCUCUGAUGAUAAACACAAACGAAGAUUCCUGCCCUGACAACAUCACACCCUCAGAGGGACUCAGUGCCAUGAACAGCUUGCUAGAUGCCAAGAUGGGACAACGAUUUGCAAGACUGUUGGAUUCUAUUGUUGAUUUCUUUAUGAACUGACUGGUUUUGAUCCCUGACAUUCUUUAUUUUAUAUACUCCCAUCUACUUUGGUAGACACAGGUUAAAAUGGAUACGUUUCACAUAUAAAUGUGACAAUUUCUACAAUCAAAAAUUUCCCCGAUGUGAAAAUGACUGAACAGUCUCUUUUUGUCAUCAAAGUAAGUGGUAGUGGGAGCUAUUGUUGUGGCAUGAUUUUAUUUUUUGCAUUUCUAAUAUGUGUUGACAUAACAGAAACAGAAG
Messenger RNA from Notolabrus celidotus (New Zealand spotty), 985 nucleotides. RefSeq lists its product as uncharacterized. NCBI's taxonomy places the organism in Eukaryota, Metazoa, Chordata, Actinopteri, Labriformes, Labridae. The record is from RefSeq and is a predicted model, not a curated record. The transcript is spliced from 6 exons. The coding region runs from base 89 to 745 and encodes 218 amino acids.